CUUUUCCUGAGGAAGGAAAUAUCAGACCAUUGGGAGUCCUACUUUGUUCUCUUCGAGCUACUGAGUUACUGUGGUGAGCUUCUGCAGAGUUUUGACACGUGUUUCAGUAAACCAAAUUAACCAGCCUUAAUUGAUCCUGAUACAUAACAAAUUAUAAUCUAAUUAGACAAGCAAUUCAGCUUAAAACUCACUGUUGAUAUAAGUAUAGCUUCAUUUAGAUGUGUAAGAUAUCUCAGGUAAAAUAUGAGUUUCACAUAGGUCAAAAUGAGCAUGAACCUCUAAGAAACAGUGAGUCAGCUGAACAUUUUGCUUUGACUCAGUUAGGUUCUUGUUGCUAUUUGCCCACUUUAAGAUAUAAAUAAGCCAGCGGUGAGUAUGUAAGGGAUGAACAAAUUUAGAAAGUCCAAGGGCCAGCAAAAUCUUGGCCUCAAAUGACCAGCCACUGAUGCAUUACUGAUUUGUUGGCUAAGUCAGAAUGACAGAGGAAAUGUGUGUGCAGGAGAUAUAAACAGACAGAAAGUACUUCAGAAUAAAACAACCAAAAAUCCGACACAACAGGAGGUUGACAGCAAGAAGCAUGAAUUCUUAGUGCUUCUGUAUACCCGGGCAGCUUUAAAGGCACCGAGCACUGACUUUGUGGUCAAACAGUCGUUUACAUACUUGAUAACACAAGGGGAGUGAGGAGAGAAAAGGGAGUGUUAUUCUUCAGAGAGGCGCCAAAAGGACCACUGAGACAGUCAACAAGAGGGGGCGCUGGGCAGAGAGAACAGAACACUCUUUAUUUUCUUUACCACUUUUACAGCUAUUUAAGAUGUAUAUGUAAAAAAGUUCUGACUUGGAACCCCAAAAGAUCCAAAAGACUUCAAGACCAAAAAGUCCACUACAAAAAGAGGAAAUAAAUGAAUGAAGCUUGUGUUGUAUGUGUUAGCUGCAGCUGGUUUGGGCCUCCUGCUGCAGGUUUUAAAAAUUACACUGUCUAUAUAUCGGUGGAUGUUAAAACACAAGAGGCAUUUUUGUUGCAUAUUUACUUCCAUUGAUCCCACAAAGUAAGAAAAUUUUAGAUUCCAUUGACUUUUGUAAAGGAUGAAAAUCUGAGCCAGCUUUAAAAUACUGACUCACCCAGGCUUCAUCAACCUCUAUCCCUGCACAAAUACUGGCCUGAUGACUGUACAGUGUAUGGUGUUGUUGUCUUUCACUGUUUCACCGUGAUGGCGUGCUCCCUUUUUUUCACAGUUUUUUCCCUCUUCUGUGGAGUUAUGUCCCACUUCCUUCCACUUAAACAGACACACUUCCUGCAUUUCACGUAGGCCCAUAACAAGAGUCUGCUGGAGGACAGAUUUGUAGAUUUGGUUUGCAGCCAACCCUGACCCUUAUUUAAGUAAGGCAGGAUGGGGCUUUGAUUGUUCACAGUGAGAGGAAUGAAAUACAAUUUAAUCAAUAGAAAAGAAAAAUAUCCCUUUGUUUUGAACUUGUAAAAAAAAUUAGCAAUUCUACGUGUUCCUACAUUGGACAACAGUGUUCAUUGGUUCACUUUACAAAUAACAUUUAAGGAAGUGGUUUAAAAGUUGUAUAAGGUUCUUGGGAAUGGUUUCAUACCCACAUUUUUGUGUUAUCACAAUUUCAGUCGUUUUCGUCAGUUUUUUUGUCGCAAGCUUUUAUUUUGAAAUGAUCUGCGGCAGGAUGAUAACAAAACAGACAGGAAAUGGCGGUACUUCCGGAUUCAGACGCGCCAAAAAAGAAAACAGGACGUCCAGGCAGAAGUUUGUGUGUUUACUUUCCUCCUGGACCCGUUUUCUGUGGAAAACAAGUGACAGCCGGACAUUUGAGGGUAAACUUUAAGUUCCGUAUUCAACUGUAUUAACUUUGCUGUUGUUUGACGCUGAAUGUGAUGGUUUUAUUAAAAAAUAGCUGAUGUUGUUAGUUCCUGUUGACUUGAUGUUGAUGGUACAUUAAUGAAUGUUUUAAACUUAUGCUAAGAAACAUGUCAGUUUCUGCAGCCUGAGUUAUUUGUUACCUUUUGAAAAGUAUCCAGAAUAGUCAUUGAUAACCUUAUAAAAGCUCAUUUUGUAACAUACUUGUACUGUACUGUACUUUUUGUACUCUACUUUACAUAUUUCAUAAUAUACUACUCUUUACUACACUACAUCAAUUACUUUAUCUCUUUAGUAUUGAAACAACUCAAGUUUUUUGUGUUCAUGGAUGAAAUACUCAUGUAUUUUGUAAUUGUACCAUUUAUUGUAGUCCUACGACAAAUUGUCCAUAUUUUUCUGAUGCUCCACCAAAUACCAGCCUGUCAAAUCUCUAGGUCUUCAAAUUUUCAUAGACAUUUCUGAGUUGUUGAUAACUACUAGAUCUAACCCUUCCCUGGGAUAGUAACAUUUGUUUGACCUUAACCUUAACCUAGAGGCUCUAGGAUGAGGAAGUGGGAGAACCGCCUAAAGAAGGUCGAGCAGCUCGCUGAGUCGUUCCAGCUGAACCCGCUGACUUCUCGAUACAAACCUCGGCUGUGGCCAUGCCAGCCUUCCUCCAUCUGGAAGCUCUUCCCUCGGCAAAGUAUGGCCAUCAGCUUCACUCAGAGCUGCAAAGAGGUAACACAAGAGACAUGUAGGGCUGUGUAACCGACCUAUGAAGGGAAAGCGCUGAUAUUUGUUCAAUGCAUUCUCAGGCUGUGCAUAUUUUUGCACUUGAAAAAGAGGAUACACCCCAGGGUCAAAGGAUCUACCUGGUUACCAGUUACACUGAGCUCUGGCAUUACUACAGGUAAAUAUCUGUGUGCAAAAUGACACACUUCUUUUAUUUCAUUCAGAAAAAGUGCAGCAGUUCACAUGAAAAGUUGUUUGACCCUCUUUUUUUUAAACAGGACUUACACACAGUCCUUGAUGCACUGCUAUGAGGUGAUACCAGAGGGUGCUGUUUGCAAACUCUACUUUGACUUGGAGUUUCACAAGCCCUCAAACCCGGCAGCUGAUGGGAGAGCUAUGGUGUCAUCACUCAUCCAGGUUGGCAAUUUUAAUUGGUAAUAUUCUCCCACAAACAGUUCAACGCUGUUUUUAAACAGCAGACAAUAAGUGUAAAACUUGGUUUCUUAUGGCAUAUAAAAUCAAUCCGAAGUGUAUUGAAUUCAAAGGUUUUGAUAAAGUCUCUCUUCUCAUGUGUUUAAUGUGUUGACAGUAUGUUUGUGACAAGCUUAUGGAAGUUUAUGGGAUUAAAUGCUCUUCCAAAGAUGUCCUCAACCUGGACUCCAGCACAGCAGAAAAGUUCAGCCGGCAUCUCAUCUUCAUCCUCCAGAAUGCAGCCUUCAAGGAUAAUGUACAUGUGGGUAUGUAUGUUCUUUGCUAAACUGAGAUACCUAUUUAUGUGUAAUUUUAGUUAGUCGUAAAUACUUGAAAAAUAUCCUUACAGUUGAUAUAUUCUGUCUGUUUUGUUUUUACAGGCAGGUUUAUUCACGCAAUUCUGCAACCAGUCCUGAGCCCACCUAAAAGCAGCGGUUUGCUGAAUGCUGGGAUGAACUCAGGGGCAGAAAAUGGUGAAAUAAGGUUUGUAUUUUGGACCUCUAUGAAUAACCUUUUUUUUUUUUAUCUAUCUUUAAGUCUUUGACAUUUAAUGUUCUGACAGCAGAGUUCAUGAUGUGCCUGAAGAAAAGUCAGAUGAGCUCGCUGAAGGCCCACAGAAGAAGAAGUGCAAGAAAGAUGAAGCAGACUUGAGUUUCCUCCGAGUCAAAAACAAAGAUGGUCAAGACUGCCUCUUUGUGGAUCUUGGUAGGAGUUUUAUUAGUUUGUUUUCCUCACAUAUCAGCCUCCUAUUAAUAUCCUUAUUUUUUAAUAAUUUGUAAACUUUGCCAGCAUUUAACCUGUGAAGAUGUACGAUUAUAUUUCAACAGGUGUUUACACCAAGAACAGAAAUUUCCGCCUUUACAAGUCGUCAAAAGUGGGAAAAAAUGCUGCAUUCACAGUUGCAGAUGACAACAAGUUUACCGCCAAACCCGAGAAAGGGGGUUCUGUUGAGGAGAGUGUAUUCUUGGCUUCUUUAGUCUGUAAUGUGAGGUAUGUUGAACCAUUUGAACUCCACUUUUCUGCUUCCUGAAGGCGUCACCAUCACUGUAUUCAAGCCUGUUUCUGAUGUAGUUUCACAGGUCAGAAGAUUCUUUCCUGGGACACGCCAGAAAUGAAGGAAUCGAAAACCUUGGGGACUCAUAGCCAGCAAGGAUCAGCCCAAAUACCAGGUAACAAUGAAGUGAUGAUAGACACCUCUGUUAAUAUUCUUAUGUGUAAUUGUUUUAAGUCUGUGUUAUUUAGGUUCUGUUUCUUAUUUAUCAUUUGCAGACUUGAUCUCUGGCUACCUGUCAUCCCCUCAUCAAGACGUGGACAACUUUGUUUUAACUCUGGUUAAAAAAGAUGGCAUACAAGGAAGUAAGUGUUUCAUAAUUCACAGUAUGUGUUUUUACAGGUCUAAUCUGAGACAGAGUAAUGUAUUGUUUGAUGUUUUGUGUGUCAGAAAUGUAGAGAAGAGUUUAAUACUUCAACACAGCCUCAGUUCAGAAAUGUUUCAUUUCAGCUGCAGAUAUCCUGAUUGUUAUCCUGCUCACUAAAUCUUUGACUAUUUGUAAAGUUUGUGUGUUUAAACUCUAAUUUGUUGAGUAGGACUUUGCUGAAUGAUUAAAGCUGGUAUAUUCACUUUAACAGGCAUUAGACACUGGAACUACUUCGCCUCUGAGCAGCGGAUCGUUUAUGACAUCGCAAAAUAUCGCUGGUGUGAAAACGUGGAAAGGUUUCACAAAAGCAACAAUAUCAUGUAUGUUUUUCAUUUACUGUACAGUUUAUUUAUUUUUGUUCUCUGUGUAUGAAUGCAUUUGACUCACCUGAUUCGGUCCCUUUUUUCUGCAGGAUUGUUGCGGAUCUCAAAGAGGAAGUGUGGUACCAGAAGUGUCAUGAUCCAAACUGCAAGAACUUUAGGUCCACAAGUAUGUAUGUGACCCUACAAGCAAACACUUUGCACUCUUUGCACUGAACUCAAGACCACACACAGGUUAUAACUUUUACAACUCUGGUAGCUGAACAUGUCUGAGGUGACAAUUUCUGUUUCAGGUUACCCUCUCCCAAGAGAGAUCUGCGUCUCAUACCUGCUGGCACUGGUUUGUCUUCUUCACAGCUUUACUAGGAGAUAUAUUACCCAGAAAAUCCCCAAGAUGUUCUUUACAACCUGCAGCUGUGUCUGAACAUUUUAUCUCUUCACUGACAGGAUGAUGAAGACCAGGCCUACUUGAUGGAUGACUGUGGCAACAUUGAGCUGAGCCAGACACCAGAGCAGACUCCUCGGAGCACAGUGCAUCCAGAGAAGGACUCAGCUGACGUGUGGGAGGACGCACAGAAUGACCAGGACUUUUUAGAGAGCCUUGAGGACUUUGAAGAAAACAGUGGAGAAAUCUCUGAUCAGCUGCUGCUCAAAUGUAUGGCAGAUUUUGAUUCCAAGUAAGAGGGUAAGGUUCAGCUAGAAAACAUGAAGGAUACUGGUAACACUUACAUCCUGCUAUUUUGUACUCAUAAUACAGUAUAAUCUAUUAUUCAUAGCCUACAGGUGCACCAUGAACGGAAAUGUACAUCUAAGUACUUGAAAUUAAUUAAGGGUCAAACACGCCUUAACACUGAGUUAGACACCCCCCUCGAGAGAUGAAUGUUCCUGACUGCUUACUUCUCUAGUUAUACCAACUUUAGUAACAACCACACAAUAGCAGUACACAGCGGUCUGAGGAGCCAUAAACAAACCUCAACCAAAACGCCACUCUAUAGCCACAAAUAAUGCUCAGAACAGCACCUAACUUCAUCAACAGUACAUAUAGGGUCACAGCCAUAGCACUAGCCACCAAACAGCUUUUUAGCUUUGCCUGAUUUUUUUGGCAAAGAGACUAAAUACAACUCACCUACUCUCUUCCAGCAGCCGCUUGUUUGUAAGGAGACCUCAGGCCAGUCCAUCGACCGCAGCAGGGUGACGCAGCUCAAGGAAGAACAUUUAUGAUCAUUGCUUCAUGGAAAUGUAAUCAGACCGAGACACUAAAGCAGAAGAACUAUCACGUCUGUAGUGCAAAAUUAUUAAUAUGGUGAUUAUUACUUCAAGGAAAUGAUAAAGAAAUUAACAUAAAUGUUCUUCCUUGAGCUGCAUAACCCCGCUGCAGUCGGUGAUGGACUCGCCCGAGGUCUCCCUACAUAAAAAAGCAGCUGCUGGAAGAGAGUAGGUGAGUUAUGUUUAGUGUCCUCACUAAAGAAAUCAGGCAAAGCUAAAAAGAUGUUUGGUGGCUAGUACUAUGGCUAGGACCCUAUAUGUACUGUUGAUGAAGUUAGGUGCUGUUCUGAGCAUUAUUUGUGGCUAUAGAGUGGAGUUUUGGUUGAGCGCGUGGCUCCUCAGACCGCUGUGUAUUACUAUCCUGUGGUCGUUACUAAAGUUGGUAUAACUAGAGAAGCAAGCGGUCGGGAACAUUCAUCUCUCCAGGAGGUGUCUAACUUGGUGUUAAGGUGUGUUUGACCCUAACAUAAUUUUACGCCGGAAUAUCCCUUUAAUGUAUUUAGCAGAAAUUAUUGUCUAACAGUGUGCAGUUUUAAUACUUUGGAAAAUUUUUGAGGUUAAAACUGAUUUUUGCAAAAGCAUCAAAAAAAUAUGAAAAAUGCUUUCAUUAAUUGCUUACAGCUACAUGGCAGUUUUAAUUUUAAUACAGUAUGUUUGAAGCUUUUAUAACCACACUGUUUCUAAGAGUUUCCAUGAUGUUUCUUUAUGAUAAAGACUCGACAAAGCUGUACUGUUAAAGGUAUUUAUUUGGUACAGUUGACAAAUGAAGAUAGUGUACUGGUAACUGCAGCACAAAAAUGCACUUUCGUCUUUUCAUUUUCUAAUAGUUAUAAAACAAUAUGGCUUGAAAUGUUAACAAAGCGUUGGCAUGAUUCAAUGUGACUAAUUCAGUUGAAAUAUUUCAACUCAAAGCAAAACUUUUUGUCAAACAGCUAAAGUGCUGCUCCGUUUCUCGAGAGUCCAGACCAUCCGUAAAAAGUUUACAAGGACAUGAAAUUAAUUUUGGAAAAACUUCACAUGAACUGUGUGUUUACCACAGUUCCAAUAAUAUUCACCCUGAAUACCUGUGUUGUGCAUUGUACAAAUGACAGUGUGCAGCUUUAUCCUGCAAACUGUGGCACUGAAAUGGGACACUUGAAAACAUCAGAACUGCAUCUACAGCAACAUUCAAUAGUUUUCAUGCAGUUUUAAAAGAAAACAGACACAACCGAAAAAGGCACAAAACAGCCUGUCGAGCAACAAGAUUCCCAAAGAGGCUACCACCUACAUUGUGCAUCAAAACAGGUUCAUCAGUCCUAUGACCUACAGCACUUAAAACAUAGGAAUGGGGACGAUACUCUGCAUACAAAUAGACUUCUCAGCAGAUACACUAUUUACAGGUUUAAUGAUUACAUUAAAUAUCAUCUUAAAUACAGGGCCAAAGCAUUAAAUAGUCUGGUAUAUAAAUACUCAAUAUCUGUCACUGUUGUCAAAGCGAGCUUAAAAGAUUUGUAUUCUGCAGCACACAAGAAUAAAAACUUGCAGAAAUGUUUUGCUGGACCUUUCCGACUGUGGAGUAUUCAGUCAUACUGAAAGUUAAGGCAGUUCAGGCAGGAGUUUUGUGUUUUUUCAACCUUAAAUAAUUUAUACCAGUCACAAAGAUGACAUAAUCUGCAAUAUUAACCCAGUCAUAGCAGGAAAAAAUUAGUGGCACAAUAUUUAGAUGAAUCAGGGACAGUACAUACUUCAAAUUGAGGGUUGUUACCACCUUGUUUUUUUUUGUUGUUUUUUAAGGCAACCCCCUUAACACGGUGCAGGUAUCCACUGGCUGGAUAGUUGAGAGAAUCCCUCCUUUUUUUUAGCUUUUUUGUGCUCUAAAUGAUUGUCUCUUUCUAAAAACCGUUCCUCACGUCCACCUUACAUCUUAAUUUUGGCGUAAAGUUCAUCAAUGAGCUCUCUGAAGCGGCUCCGCAGCUCAGCCCUCUUAGCCUUCAAAGUGGGCGUCAACAGGCCGUUUUGGACGGAAAACAACUCUGGAUGUAAUGUGAUAUCUCUCACCUGCAGAGGAGAAAAAGCCCAUGAGAACAAGGAAAUGAGGUAUGGUAAUAUCCAUGUAUUAUUACAGCAUUAUCCUAGUUUUACAUUUUAGAUAUAGUUUAAAACAUCUUUUAUCAUUUUUUAGCUCAAGAGGCUACAAAGUCUUCAAGUUUAGAUGUUUUCUUUAGUCCUUUUAAUGCUUGAAACCACAAAUUAUGGUCAGAAAAUUCUAUUUUUUUGGAGCUGAAAUGUUUAUUUCACUUUCGACUGAAAACCAAAAAAAUUAAAAUGAUCUUAAAAUUUAACAAACAUAUUUAUUUAUCUCGUUUGAUACAUUAAAUUUUUUUGGAAACUGAUGAACCACCAGAUAUUUUUAUCAUUUAUCAGACUGUAUUCAGGUGUCAUUUUAGUAAUUAGAUGAUCAUAAUGAUUUGAUAUAAGUAUCAUAAAAGUAUGUAUCAAAUAUGAUACAAAAGGCAAUAAAGGGUUAAAAUGCUUCACAGAAAAGCAUCCAGAUACAAUUGACUAAUUAUAACUUCUACAUUUUUGUAGAGUUGAGCGAGACAUUCACUUCAUCUACAAUUUUAAGAUGAAAAUAAUACGUUUCUAACCACUUGAGAAGAUUUUAAGACAUUUCUUCGGCCACAUUAAGUUAUUACAUGUCAUUAAUCACCUGCUCAAAAGACUUGAGUCCAGCUUCUUUUCCCAGCCUGAGCAGGUCCUCCAGUAUGGCAUUCUUCACAUCCUAAAACAGAAAGAUGUUAGCAUGCAGGAUAAAUGGCGCUUUUUCUUUGUACUGCUGAUAUGAAGACAUCUCACCAGGUUUUUGCAAAGUUCAGAGUAGGAUCCUUCAAUCCCUUUUUUCUUGAUCCAAAGAGGCAAAAAGUCUGGAUCAGGAACCACUACCCCCACCAGACAAGCCUGAACAACACAACACAACACCAUGACAAAAGAUCAGUGCGACAGAAACUGAGCAGCGCUGUCCCAUACAGAAAGUCUCAAAUGUAUGACUCACCUGUAAGCUGUCACCAUGAACAAAUAUCUGAGCUACUGGAUCACUUAGACUGUAGACCGUUUCUAUUUUCUCGGGGGCGAUGUAUUCUCCUUGUGCCAGCUUGAAAAUGUGCUUUUUUCUGUCAGUGAUCUUCAAAGUGCCGUUCUGCAACAAAACAGGAAAAGACAAGGACACAUGGGAGUUACAACCGAUGCAUGUCCUGCACACGGCAGAGAUCAGAAGUGCACUCUUUGUUUCGCCUACCGGGAGCCAUUUCCCAAUGUCUCCUGUGUGCAGCCACCCGUCUUCAUCGAUCGCCUCUGCUGUUUUCUCCGGAUCCUUCAGGUAUCCCUUGAAGACAUUUGGUCCUUUGACACAUACCUAGAGGGGCAUAUGGGGAGGAGUGUGAAAAUUACAUUUUCACCAUAAGGCACCUUUUGAUUGAUCAAAUUUGACAGACUUGUGUCAUGUUUUAGCACUUAGACAUUGAUUACCACAGGGCAGUAUUUACGUUUUUUAAGUUUUUUCUUGUGCACUAUAAAAAAGCUAAAUAUCUUCUCAAUAAAUUGCAACAUAACUUGAAAAUUCAGUCACAACCUUUCUUAAUUCUCAUCCUGUUUUGUUCGUGUGGUGAUACUUUAGUAUUUUAUGUAAAAACUAUGGUGAAAAGAGUGAAUAUGGUUCACAGUCUUGCGAUAAGAGGAUGUUACUGUUUUCUAAUUUUCAACAAAUGCUGCUAUGGCUUAAUUUAAAAAAACAAAAGUACUUUUUCAGGAAUCACAUUUCCCAGCUAGAAUGGUUAUUUUAAUGGUGUCUAUCAGGACUUAAAUUAUUUCAUCUAAAACUGAAAUGAUCUGUAAUACCAGAGGACUGAUUCACAGUUUCAAACCGCUCAAAAACAAAAUGUCCAAUUCGAUGCAUGUUUUUGAAUGUUGAGGAAGACUCUCUUCUCACCUCUCCCUCUCCGUUGGCUGCCAGAUAGUUCAUUUCUGCCACAUCAACCAGUUUAAGAGUAUUGCAGGGUAGAGGAGGUCCGACAUGACCUGCAGACAUGGAAUAUCAAGUUAAUUUGGUUCAAAUAGAUGAUGAUUGUGCAGAAUUUAUCACUAAGCCUGAAAAUAAAGAGACAAUUUGUUGAAAACGUUUAGUUGCAGGAUUCUUACACAAGUAUGGAAUACAUUUGAUCACCUUCCAGGUCUUAAAAUUUAUGGAAAAUUAAAAAUCAAGUGGAAAAAUAUUUAUGUUCCCAGAUUACCACAGUUCUAAAAUACUAUUGUCUAAAAUAGAAAAGUAAGUAUUUCCAAAAAGAAUUCUAAAAAGUAGGGUACGGAUAGGUACGGAAAUAUCAAAGGAACCCUGUAGUUCUUACCUGCGGUCCAGUCCCCGGGCAUGGACAUGGAGCAGCCAGCGGUGCAUUCAGUUUGACCGUAGCCUUCAUAAAACUGCAGUGAUAGGCAUAUUUUUAAUGACAUUUGUAAAACCAAGACAAUCAUAGUUUUUUUUUAUUAUUAAUAAAAAGAGCACGUGGAUGUGGCUCACCUGACAACCUAGUGCAGCUCGUAAAAAGGUCAGGAUGGUUGGAGAAACUGGUGCUGCUCCUGUGAUCAUGAGUCGGACACGUCCACCCAAACUUGCCUGAACAGGGUGAACAAACAUAAGACUCAAAAUAAGAAAUUCAGACUCGACUAUUAUUUUCACAUGACUGUUAAAUAAAAAUUGAAAAUAUUGUAACUUAAUACCAAAUUAAACACAAAAUCAUAACUACUCUACUGCGCUAAUCAAAAGUAUGAUGAGUAUUUAAGAAGCAGUAUUGGCUGAAAUUUGGUCGAGCUGGUGAAAAAGGCAAAUUAAGAACAAAAUGGAGUUGGCUGGAAAAGGUUAGGCCAAGUUUACCUGCACUUUCUUGAAGAUAAGUUUGUCCCACAUGCUGUCUCUUCUGACCACACCACUUUUAAGGUCUGCCUCCUUCCUCCUGAAAGCAAAAUCUAGCAGCCAUUUCUUCAGAGGUGUGUUUGCUUGACUGAAGACCUGUGGAGAAAUCGGACAGAAAUAAUCACGAGUGUCAUAAAAACAUGAAAAGCAGAGAAAUUGAAACCGAAGCUAAAUUAGUCAGUAAAUAAACAGAAUAUUUAGAAAUUCCAAAACAGCUUAAGACUUUCAGAACAAAGUACAUGAUUGUUAAAUAAAUUAAAAAAAAAGAGACUUUGACUGACCUUGUCAAACAUGCGGUUGAGGAGACGUGGGACCACAGGAAAGACUGUUGGCUGCAGUGUUUUCAAAUCAUCCAUCAAAAGUCUAAUGUCUCCUUGAAAGUACCCGAUUCGAGCGCCAUGAAUGAGGAUGACACCCUGAUGAGGACAGUUUAUUCUUAGUGCAAGUUAAAUUUCACCCACAAGAGGGCAGUGUUUGAUUUCACAUCUGAAUGAAUACAUUUGAACAGUAGCUCGAAUCCGCUCCUGAAUUUGGUGCAUUCAGAGACCGUGACUAAUACUGCUGCAAAGAGGUCGGGUUAAAAGCCAGGUUCCUCUGAAGUGUACAGGACAUGAAGUUCACUGACACAUGGAAGGCAGUUUUAGUUUCACUUCAUAACACACAAGUAAACAUUGUCCUUCAAGAAGUUUAAAUGCUUUUGCCACAGCACCCAGGUCCAAGAUUCAGUGCCACAGCAGCAAUUUUGGUGCUUGAUUUCAAUGGUUAUAAACAUGUCGUCAGCAUCAGCAUUUCAUUUUUCAGUCAAAACACAUCUCACUUGGUGUGAUGCAAACUUAAAAAGGGAUAUUCCGGCAUAAAAUUAAGUCAGGGUCAAACACACCCUAACACCAAGUUAGAUACCCUCUCGAGAGAUGAAUGUUGCUGACCGCUUGCUUCUCUAGUUACAGAAGUUAGGAUCAUAGAUGUUCUUCCUCGAGCUGCGUCACCUCGCUGCAGUCCGUAAUGGACUGGCCUGAAGUCUCGCUACAACAAAGCAGCUGCUGAAAGAGAGUAGGUGAGUUGCGUUUAGUCUCUUUGAUAAAGAAAUUAGUCAAAGCUUAAAAGAUGUUUGGUGGCUAGUGCUGUGGCUAGGACCCUAUAUGUCCUGUUGAUGAAGUUAGGUGCUGUUCUGAGCAUUAUUUGUGGCUAUACAGUGGCGUUUUGGUUGAGGUUUGUUUGAGGCUCCUCAGAACACUGUGUAUUGCAAUCCUACAGUUGUUACUAAAGUUGGUAUAACUAGAAAAGCAAGCGGUCGGGAAAAUUCAUCUCUCGAGGCGGUGUCCACUCGGUGUUACGGUGUGUUUGACCCUAAAGUAAUUUUACUCUGGAAUCUCCCUUUAAAAAUUAAAAUUGGAUUUAAAAAAUGUUUAAUUCUCAGCACCAAAAUAUACAAACUGGACACCAUCAAAUGUCACUGAAAUCAUAAACACAGGGUUCUUCAACACCCCAGAUGGCUCAGUUUCCUCUUACAGUUUCAGAAUAAAAACAUGUUAGUUCCAACACAUACCUGUACAACCCUCUCAAACAUGUGAGCUAGGGGGAGAUAGGAUAUAUGAAUAUCACGGAGAUCCAGCAUGCAGUGCACCUGCAGGAGACACACAAAACAAAACACAUGCAUGUUUGCAGGUCACACAUGGUGUACUGUACCUCCACCACCCUCUCAAACAUGUGGGCCAAAGGGAGAUAGGAGAUCAGGACAUCUUUAUUGCUGGGCUUCAGUGUGUCCUGGACCACACCAUACACAAGUACAUAGAGGAGGAGAAGGAGGAGGAGGAUGAAUGGGGAAAAAGGAGAGGUAACAGAGGCAAGUAAGAAAGGAAAUAUGAAGGAGAUCAGACAGGGUCCGUCAAACAGCUCAGUGCACAUUUAUCUACCCUGAGAUCUAAAUUACAAGAGACAGGCAAAGGGAGAUGUAGAAGCAAAGGUGAGGAUGUUUCUUUCAGCACUUCAUACUAAUAUAAAUGACAACCUUUGCUGUUAUUUACAUAAUAAUGGUUUAAAUAGGGGUGAAGGAGUUCAGGAUAACUCUCAAUAAUAUUCAAUAUCUGCUCUUUGAUAAGAACAAUAUCACAAUACAUCCGUGCUGUGAUUGUUGAUAGAUUGCGGGAUGGUGGUAAAAUGUUACAUCACCAUAUCUGAUUAACUGAGUAAUAGAAAAAUGAAGAUAACCUUAUUGGGGUCAUGAUGGAGUGACUCAAACUGGAAAAGGAAUCUGGCUGUAGUUUUUUUUUCUUCUUCUUACUCUGUAUUUGACAUCACCUCUAUGAUAACUGUAUUUCAUAUUUAAGGGUGGCAGUGUACUGCAGUGUUGGUACUUAAACUCGACACUAGUAGUUAAACAAAUGAAGUGAGUAGAGGCGGGAUUAAAAAAAUUAUUCACAUAAUUAUUACGAUUUUUUGUUUUACAAUUUUUUAAAUCAAUUUUUAUGUUAAAAAAACACUUUUUUUUUUUUUUUUUUUCAAAUUUAAGAAAAAAUCUUAAAAACUGACUUACAUGUGAUGUGUAUUUUUUGGGGAAAUAUGGUUCCUGGAAUAGUCAGGAGACAAUCCAAUGCUGCGUUCGAGUUACCUUGGAAGUCAGAUGUCGGAGCUGAAAAUGACGUCACACCCAAGUUCCCAGUGUUUCAGUCACCAAGUCAGAAAAAAGAAAAAUUGGAGGCCUUUUUAGUGCUUGCCUUAUAUUCGGACAAGGCAAGCGCUAGAAUUACUUUUGUAGAUGUAGCCAUCUUGUUUCAGGCCUCCGAUUUUGCUUUUUUCUGACGUGGUAAGUGAAAUGCUGGUAACUCGGGUGUAACGUCAUUUUCAGCUCAGACCUCUGACCUCUGAGGUAACUCGAACGCAGUAAUAAUCAUUCAACUGUUUCACUGGUGUUAGAAAUGCAGACCAAAGAUCGAGAAAAUUGACAAUAUUGUAGAAUCAGAAUUUAACCGAAUCGGCACCAAAAAAAUCGUAGAAGAAUCGAAUCGGGAGAAAAGCAUAUCGUCCCAGCCCUAGAAGUGAGUGGCCCUAAAUUUGCUGCUUCACCUCGGAGUAGACUGAACUUAAAUCUCAUCGUGACUUGACUUUUGGAGGUAUCCCCAUUUUUAUCAUAUCACAUAAAUAUUAACAGAGGACACUGUCCAGAGAGACUAAGUGAGUGAAUCAAACCAACUUCCUACCUUUAAAAACAAAAAAGCUCCAGAGUCCAACCUUCAUGAUUAAACAUGUUAUUCAUCUUUAAAUACGUUAAAUUUGACAUUUUUCAAGUCAAGCUCCGGUGUUUGUUUACCUGGGUUAUUUUAAUGAAAGCGGCAGUGUUGGAGAUUACAUUCUGGUGAGUAAGCAUGGCACCUUUUGGAUUUCCUGAAAGGGAUAUGAUGGUCGUGAUUAUUCAUGAGGUUAGAAAUAAAAUAACAUUAUCAAAAGGUUCAAGUUGUGGCAGGUUGUGUGAUUACCUGUGGUUCCUGAUGUGAAGCAGACAAGUGCGAGGUCUUCUGGUGUAGGAGGCUGUAAAGAGACACAUCUACACUGAUGCAUGUGACGGCUAGACUCUAAAUGAGUGAGAUGCUUUAUGGUGGAUCUUUGUAAUUUUGCAUGGGUUAAAAGCUUUUAUCCUUUGAGAGAUGAAACAGAUGGUUCUUACUCACCAGUGGUUUCUGGUGAUGUGCUUCACCUAAGGCCUGGAAAAAGAAAUAAUGUGACAUGAGCUAUGGUUUGUCUGCAGGAAGCAAUCUUAUUAUCUAAUAAACAACACCUCAGGGCCUCGUUUCCAUGAAGCUCAAAACAGAACGUGACUGAACCGCAGUGUAUCGCAAAUACAAUCAAGAGGAGCCAGGGCAAAUUUUCAUUUCCGUCCUCCAUGCUCAAUGAAAAUGUGUUACACCGUACAACAGCUUUGAAAGAUCAACAAAGAAAAGGAGGAUUAUGUUAUUCUCACUUCAAAUUCUUUUAAACUCAGAAUCUCAAUCCCGUUCUCCUGUCCACGGGUCACCAGGUCGCUGUCGAACGCCUCUAUAAGCACAAUCGUCUUCACAGUUUUUCCUUUUCCUCCAACACAGUCCAGAAUCAUCUUGGCUUUCUCAGGGACGUCACAAAUCACAGUUGCGAUAGACGCUGAAAAAAAAAAGACAGCACACAAUUUCAAUUAGCUUGUGGCAUGAUCUAGGUAGGGGGUGUUUGUGCCAAAGGCUGUGUGUUUAGGCUAAGUGAGUGACGAUUCCCCUCUGUGCACCUUUGUCAAUAACAUAGCCAAUCGCCUCUCUGCCGAGCGUGUCGUACAAAGGAACGGCCACCAAGGAGUAUGUGUAACAGGCCAGCUCUGAUAUGGUCCACUGAGAGACGAAACAGGGAAAAAAAUUUGACAUAAGAAAAGAUGAAACUGUGGGGGUGAAAAGUCGGCCCCUAGAUUUAAAACUGUGAAGGUUGCCUCAGGGUGAAGGCAUGUGUCGUACCUCUGGUCUGUUCUGGGAGAAAAUGCCGAUGUAUUUGUCUCCUGUGUGAGAGUGUCCUCUGUGGAGGAGAGCUGAACCGAUAUGCUCGGCUCUGUCUGCCACCUGUGCAAAGCAAAUGAACAGAUCUUAUUUAAAACGAAUCUUAACUCAGUUUGUGUAGCAAACGGACAAAUUCUAGAUGCCUCACCUCUUUAUAUGACUGCCACUCGUACGGCUGGUUUGGUUUCCUCGAUCCCAGACAAGGACCAUCAUCUGCAAGGAAAUGUAGAGCUCCCUUUAAUGGUUAUGUGAAUGACGAACUGUCGUUUCAAACCUUCAAGAAGGCUAAUAUUGAUCUUGUAUAAGAGAUGCACUCACUUGAUACCCUGAGCCCUCGUAGGAACACCUCAUAUAUUGUGCGUGCGUCGCUGUAGAAGUGUGUCAUAAGCUCGUUGCCGUCGUUUAGUACAGACCUCCUGGCACGCUCACCCCCCUAAACCAACAAAACUCAAAGUUCAAACAAGCACUGACUAAAUUUAUAAGAUUAAUUACAGAGAUUUAAAUUUACGAUUGUUUCUCCGUGAUACACUGAGUAACAAACAAAUAUCCUUCACAGUUCUCGAUCAGCAGUUGACGAAAUAAGGUGAAGAAGUCGGCCAAAGCAGGUCAGAGAAUUUUAACGCUGAGAGCGCCACACCAUGAAGUCUGAUUAUCCUUAUAAGACUCAAAUUAGCUUUUUUUUUAACUUCAAUUGUAAACAUCAUUUAAUCAUGAUGCCCAAACUGAA
Xyrichtys novacula (pearly razorfish) is the source of this 16234-nucleotide messenger RNA. The record is from the annotation of a GenBank genome assembly. NCBI's taxonomy places the organism in Eukaryota, Metazoa, Chordata, Actinopteri, Labriformes, Labridae.